CCUUAACCCAAACUUCCUCAUUUUAAUAAUCUGACGUAAGAUUUCUUCGACCAACACCCAAAUGGAGCACGCCCACAUAGGUUUACGGAAAGUAUAUAUAGACCGAAAACGUUGACCAAAAGUGUCAAGUUUUUAAGUUUCUCGAAGACACACAUCUUAGAGAAAAAUGGCAGCGACACAAUCCGUGGUUCUCGCCGUCGUGCUGUUUCUUCUUGUCACAGAGUCUAUAGCCACUUCUAAGGGAUGGGUGUCAAGAAGAAGAGGUAGAAGACGAUCCUCGGAAGAGUCGGAAGAGGAACCUACCCGCCCGCCGUGCCCCCCGGGACCAGCAGGACCCGCCGGCCCACCCGGCCCGAGAGGCCCGCCCGGAGCUAGAGGGAGCCCCGGUCUAAUGGGUGAAAAUGGAGAGCAGGGAAACCCGGGACCAAAGGGACAUCCGGGACUUCCAGGGCCGCAAGGGCCUAUGGGAGAAAAAGGUGAUCCUGGCCCUGUAGGACCAAUCGGACAGCCCGGCUUGCCAGGACUAAGAGGAGCCACUGGAGCUAUGGGAAUGCCAGGAAUCCAAGGUCCCCAAGGUGAAAGAGGUGAAUCGGGUGAAGCGGGACAGAGAGGUGAAAAGGGGCACCCCGGACCUGUUGGACCCAUAGGCCCACCCGGAAAGCCUGGCUUGCAGGGAGAACCCGGAGAGAAAGGGGUACCAGGAAUCCAGGGCCCCAUAGGUCCCCCAGGAAACUGCACAGUAGGACCGACUGGCCCGAGAGGAGAGAAAGGAGACCGGGGAGAGACGGGAAUGAUUGGGCCAGCUGGCCCAGUCGGACCUCCGGGAAUACAAGGGCCGUACGGCCUGCCCGGAAUUCCUGGACCAAAGGGGGACACAGGUCCUGCCGGUUCCCCGGGAAAGAUCAUCAUUUUCCUGCCCUAUCCGUCCGUCGGAAAGUCCAAGAACACUUCACAAAGUGACGACCACGCUGGGAGCCCUGACGUGCCAGAUGACCCGGCAGCCGACAGUUCCGCCAUUUUGACCGUCAUCCACAGCCAGACCAAGGACAUCCCACAAUGCCCCUGUGGCCUGACGGAAGUGUAUAACGGCUACAGCCUGGUGGAGCUAACGGGCAGCAACUUCCACCCGGAUCACCUCGGAUCUGCUAGGUCCUGUCUGCCCUACUUCAGCGUCUCGCCUGUCACGGUGUGCGGCGGGAAAGUCUGUACCGAACAGUCUACCCAGAAGACACUGUGGCUGACGUCAGGCGAGGCAUUGCCUACGUCAAAACACGUGACCGAUGACGUGAUGGCCUCGGCCGUCAGUCGGUGCACCGUGUGCCAGGCGCAUGCGCGGGUCAUCACCAUCCACAGUCAGAGAGACCAAGUUCCCGACUGCCCCACCGGAUAUAGGAGUGGCUGGACCGGAUACAGCUUCAAGAAGAAGACAGCGGAUACUGGAGUAAACGGCCCGUUUCUCGGAGACCCUGACUCCUGUCUGAGGAAGUACCUGGACAUUCCCGUGAUCCAGUGUGACGGCACCACGGGCACCUGCAGCCAGCCUGCGGGGCAGGGCGACUCCUGGCACCGAGCGUCUGACUCAGCCGACACGGUGGUCACCACACCGGCACCGGCACCUGCCAGCCGCUGUCGGGUCUGUGUGUUAGACGAGUGAGAACAUAAUGAGAAAAACAGGAUGUGAAACAUUUCAUCGUCGUCAUUGCUUUUAUCACAUUUUUUAGUCCAACAGCAGAAAUAGUAUAAGCUAAAUUUAGAAAGAGGCAUACAGGGGCAAAACUAAGUCAUGGAUAUAUGUCGUUGAUAGAUGCCAUUAUUUUACUCAUGCAUCAAAAACUACAUUGUAUGAUGUCGAGGUUACCUUCGCUUGAAUUAGUUAGCUCCCCUGUCGGCUAGAACAUGUACUGCAACGAAAUACCAAUAAUUAUCCGACACAUACUUUUUGUUGUGUAGGUUUUGAUCUAGCAAGAAUCAAGGCACAUUUUUCCUUAAUUGUUUCUAAAAAAAAUACCCUAGAAGAAAUAUAACUUUGUUUUGC
Messenger RNA from Branchiostoma floridae (Florida lancelet), 2035 nucleotides. RefSeq names its product collagen alpha-4(IV) chain-like. Gene Ontology annotation, cellular component: collagen trimer. The transcript has 13 exons. The coding region runs from base 167 to 1654 and encodes 495 amino acids. Gene Ontology annotation, molecular function: extracellular matrix structural constituent. The record is from RefSeq and is a predicted model, not a curated record. Lineage: Eukaryota; Metazoa; Chordata; Leptocardii; Amphioxiformes; Branchiostomatidae.